CACUCAAGCCGCAGGCGAUUUCCUGCGUCACCUCCACUCUUAUGACCGUGCUCCCUAGAAAUAGCCUGUUAUUGUUGUCUGAGCGAUAUUAAAAAUUACUUCAACAGCUUUUAAACCUUUUCCAAGAUUUCAUAGUUCAAAUUGUUCCUGCAAUGUUUUCCAGAAAGAAGCAGGAGCCAGUUAAACAAAGAAAUCAUGAUUUGUCGCAGUUUGGUCUGACGGAGAUUCCUGACGACUUUGAUCCUAGUGCAGGCUAUGGAGACGAUGAUGCUGGUGAUAGUGACCUUGAAGCUGAAUUGGCUGCCAUAGCCGGAGGAGGAGGCUCCAAACCCAAAACGAAACCAAAGCCCAAGCUUGUGUCUGCUACCGACCUAGACAAAAUGAUUGCGGACAGCUUGCGUGAUGUCAGCGACGAUGACGACGAUGAUACUCUUGAAAACGAUUCCGAUCUGCUGGGUGAACUAAAGGAUAUCGGCGUUGAGCAUGAGGAUAUUGAAGAGGGGCCGGCCGCCCAAGCCGCUGUUUCUGAUGAGCAGCCGACACAAACCUUUCUUCCGACUACCACGGUGGACACAUUGGGCAUCAUAAAGCAACGCCUGGAAAUGUAUAAGGUAGCUGAGGCACAGGCCAAUGCAGCGGGAGAUGCUGGCAAAGCAAGACGCUUUGGAAGAGGUCUGAAGACCUUGCAAAACCUCCAUGAGCAAGCUUCAGCGGGUAGACCUGUUAACGUAGACGAUAUCCCACCCGAGGUCAGUGUUAAACCAGCUGCCAGCGUUGAUCCUGCGCCUCCAGCAGACGUUGAGCAGGCGACUUCCUCACCUCUGGUUCCCGGUCGUGCCGCUCCGGCGCUACCCUCGGCGACACCAACUGCCACUGCGCCAACGGCAUCCAACGAUUCCACAGCUCCAUCUGCAUCAUCAAAUCCUCUUGUGGAAAAAAUGCGUAACCGCCAAAACGAAUACAAGGCGGCUGCAUUACAAUCCAAACGUAGUGGAGAUGUGGCAACUGCUCUCCAGUUCCUCAAGGUGGUAAAACAAUUUGAUGUAGUGGUCAAGAUGUGUGAAGAAGGACAGGAAGUUGAUCUUAGCGAUAUGCCUCCACCGCCAUCUGAAUUUCUUGAGUUUUUGGCAACUAUGCAGGGGAAAUCUGAGGGCGAGCCUGCUCCGGCACCUCCUGCCGCACCAGCUUCCGCUCCAUCGGCACCUGUACCAGCGGCACCAGUGCCAGCAGCACCUCUUAGUAUACUGGAAGCACUACAACAGCGCUUAGAAAAGUACCAAUCAGUGGAGGCGACUGCCAAAGAGGAAAAUAACACCAGCAAGGCGCGUCGAUUUGGACGAAUUGUAAAACAAUAUGAAGAUGCAAUUAAGCUUUGCAAAGCUGGUAAGCCAGUGCCUUAUGAUGAACUGCCGGUACCCCCCGGCUUUGGACCUUUACCAACUGGUGAUGCGGCUCCUACUGCUGAAAGUGUUUCAAGUCCAUCACCGCCAACAUCUCCGACAUCUCCACCAGCGACUGCAACCACUUCAUCCGGAGGUACUCCAUCUAGCUCCAGUGCAGCCACACCCACACUUACUCGAAAAUCGCCAUCACCCCAAAAACCAAAAGAAUUGACCACACGCAUCUCGGGAAACCAACAAAAAAGUAACCUUGCCGAGCAGCAGAUGAAGCUGCUGCUGGAACGUCAAAAAGAGUUCAAGAUGGCUGCGAUAGAGGCCAAGAAAGCAGGAGAGAUAGAUCAGGCCAAGGAGUAUUUGAAGAUAUACAAGGGUUUCGAUUCCCUUUUGAAUGCUGCCAGUAGUGGUUUACCUGUGGAUCUUACGACACUUCCUGUUCCACCAUCCCAGCGCGAUGAUCUUGAGGCUUCUUUUGCCAUAGUUUCUGCCGAGGAGUGUGAUCCCGGCGAUACCAUCGGCGAAAUUGGCAUUCGGAUGGAGGAGCAACUCGCCAAGCAGUUGAUGAUGUGCAAAAAUACUAGAGACCAUCACAAGGCCAUGGGUGAUGUAGCUGGCAUGAAUCGGUUUGAGAAUUUAGCCUUAACCGUCCAAAAAGAUCUUGAUUUCGUUCGGUACUCCAAGCGCAAGAAUUUGGCACUUCCGAAGUUUCACUACGAGAAACGGAACUUUAACAUUGUUCACUGUAACACAGAUCUUACUGAUGGCGAGUUGGAGAUCGUUGUAGUACGUGGAAUCAACUAUAAUGUUCCCAAUCCAAAGGAAGUGGACACCUACGUUCGUGUGGAGUUUCCCCUACUUAAUGAUGAAUCUUUUAAGACUAAAACUAAUCUAGUUAGGGAUACCAGUAGUCCAGACUAUGACGAGCGCUUCAAGGUGGACAUUCAGCGCAGCAAUCGGCAGUUUCAGAGAAUCUUCAAGCGUCAUGGAGUGAAGUUUGAAAUCUAUUCUAGAGGCUGCAGUAUAGAUUGUUGUGGACUUAGUCGUAAACUGCCCAUAUGUUGUUUCAGGGGAUUUCUGCGAUCGGAUACAUUGAUUGGUACCAUAAACGUGAAGUUGCAGCCGCUGGAAACCAAGUGCGACAUACACGACACCUACGAUCUAAUGGAUGGUCGCAAACAGGUGGGAGGCAAGCUGGAGGUUAAGAUUCGGGUCCGCAAUCCCAUUCUCACCAAGCAGAUCGAACACAUCAACGAAAAGUGGUUAGUCCUGGAUGCCGAAGGCUGAAACGGUUAAAAACCUUAAAAAGUAAAUUGUUUUAUUUGGAGACAAAACUCCAUGGUUGUUAUCGAUUUAUGUGAGAAUUAAUUGGGAAUUAAUUAUAUUGGCCAAUUCCUUUCCAGGAUUAAGGCAUUUAUGUAUUACGAACACAACACACAUAAUAUAGUAUAUAUAUAUAUAUUUAUGUAUUUAUAUGAGAUAUUGGCGGCUUUAAGGCAAAGGCGCAAGUCCAGAAAUAUUACGCCAUGUAAAGUGAGUCCAUUCCAAAAUUGACAGACAAAGAAAAUAUGAACCAUAAGCGCCUGGCCUGAUUAUGUUUGGUUUCAUUUGCCUAAAUAUAGAUAUGUUUGUUAAACUACAA
Molecule: messenger RNA, 3036 nt
Organism: Drosophila bipectinata
Lineage: Eukaryota; Metazoa; Arthropoda; Insecta; Diptera; Drosophilidae
Gene: l(2)gd1
Product: lethal (2) giant discs 1
Biological process (GO): regulation of transcription by RNA polymerase II
Cellular component (GO): nucleus
Molecular function (GO): RNA polymerase II cis-regulatory region sequence-specific DNA binding; DNA-binding transcription repressor activity, RNA polymerase II-specific
Source: RefSeq, a predicted model, not a curated record